This is a messenger RNA of Jaculus jaculus (lesser Egyptian jerboa), 10555 nucleotides long. RefSeq names its product SH3 and PX domains 2A (gene Sh3pxd2a). Lineage: Eukaryota; Metazoa; Chordata; Mammalia; Rodentia; Dipodidae. Gene Ontology annotation, molecular function: superoxide-generating NADPH oxidase activator activity; protein binding; phosphatidylinositol binding. The record is from RefSeq and is a predicted model, not a curated record. Bases 87 to 3476 code for a protein of 1129 amino acids. The transcript has 15 exons. Gene Ontology annotation, biological process: superoxide anion generation.
GCAGCGGGGAGAAGGAGCCUGGAAGCCGGGCGGCAUGAGAAGGUGACGCCGCCGGGGGGCGCGCCGCUCGCUUCGUGGGGGCCAAGAUGCUCGCCUACUGCGUGCAAGAUGCCACCGUGGUGGACGUGGAGAAGCGGAGGAACCCCUCCAAGCACUAUGUCUACAUUAUCAACGUGACCUGGUCUGACUCCACCUCGCAGACCAUCUACCGGAGGUACAGCAAGUUCUUUGACCUGCAGAUGCAGCUUCUGGAUAAGUUUCCCAUUGAAGGUGGCCAAAAGGACCCCAAGCAAAGGAUCAUCCCCUUCCUCCCAGGCAAGAUCCUCUUCCGGAGGAGCCACAUCCGGGACGUGGCUGUCAAGAGGCUGAAGCCCAUUGAUGAGUACUGCCGGGCGUUGGUCCGGUUGCCUCCCCACAUUUCACAGUGCGAUGAAGUCUUUCGGUUCUUCGAGGCCCGACCCGAGGAUGUCAACCCCCCAAAAGAAGAUUAUGGCAGUUCCAAGAGGAAAUCAGUGUGGCUGUCCAGCUGGGCUGAGUCUCCCAAGAAGGACGUGACAGGUGCCGACACCAACGCCGAGCCCAUGAUCCUGGAGCAGUACGUGGUGGUGUCCAACUAUAAGAAGCAGGAGAACUCGGAGCUGAGCCUCCAGGCUGGGGAGGUGGUAGAUGUCAUCGAGAAGAACGAGAGCGGCUGGUGGUUCGUGAGCACCUCUGAGGAGCAAGGCUGGGUCCCUGCCACCUACCUGGAGGCCCAAAAUGGCACACGGGAUGACUCGGACAUCAACACCUCCAAGACCGGGGAAGUGUCCAAGAGACGCAAAGCCCAUCUGCGGCGCCUGGAUCGCCGGUGGACCCUGGGCGGGAUGGUCAACAGGCAGCACAGCCGAGAGGAGAAGUAUAUCACUGUGCAGCCCUACACCAGCCAAAGCAAGGACGAGAUUGGCUUUGAAAAGGGCGUCACUGUGGAGGUGAUCCGGAAGAACUUGGAGGGCUGGUGGUACAUCAGAUACUUGGGCAAAGAGGGCUGGGCACCAGCAUCCUACCUGAAGAAGGCCAAAGAUGACCUACCAGCCCGGAAAGGCCCAGUGGAGAUCAUCGGGAACAUCAUGGAGAUCAGCAACCUACUGAACAAGAAGGGAUCUGGGGACAAGGAGGCCCCAGCUGAAGGUGAGGGCUCUGAAGCCCCCAUCACCAAGAAGGAAAUCAGCCUACCCAUCCUCUGUAACGCCUCCAAUGGCAACGCCCUGGGCGUCCCCGAGAGGACCACAUCCAAGCUAGCCCAGGGCUCGCCAGCUGUGGCCAGGAUUGCACCUCAGAGGGCCCAGAUCAGUUCCCCAAACCUAAGGACAAGGCCGCCCCCGCGCCGAGAAUCCAGCCUGGGGUUCCAGCUACCGAAGCCGCCAGAGCCCCCUUCUGUUGAGGUGGAGUACUACACCAUUGCUGAAUUCCAGUCAUGCAUUUCUGAUGGGAUCAGCUUCCGCGGUGGACAGAAGGCAGAGGUCAUUGAUAAGAACUCAGGCGGCUGGUGGUAUGUGCAAAUCGGGGAGAAAGAAGGCUGGGCCCCUGCCUCUUACAUCGACAAACGCAAGAAACCCAACCUGAGCCGCCGGACCAGCACGCUGACCCGGCCCAAGGUGCCUCCACCCGCACCCCCCAGCAAGCCCAAGGAGACAGAAGAAAGCCCCACAAGUGCCAACGAGAGCCAGGACUCCCCACGGAAGAUCAAGUAUGAGGAGCCCGAGUAUGACGUCCCUGCCUUUGGCUUCGACUCAGAGCCAGAGCUGUGUGAGGAACCCUCGGAGGACAGAGGCUCAGGGGAUCGGCGGCCUGCCCAGCCCCGCAGGCCCUCGCCCGCCUCCUCCCUGCAGAGGGCCCGCUUCAAGGUGGGGGAGUCUUCCGAGGACGUGGCGCUGGAAGAGGAGACCAUCUACGAGAACGAGGGCUUCAGGCCAUAUGCGGAGGAUGCGCUGUCUGGCAGAGGCUCCUCUGGGGACAGCGAUUCCCCAGGGGGAUCCUCAUUGUCCCUUGCCAGGAAAAACUCUCCCAAAUCAGGCUCCCCCAGAUCAUCCUCGCUCCUAAAGCUCAAGACAGAGAAGAAUGCCCAGGCGGAACUGGGGAAGAACCAGUCCUCGGCUUCCUUCUCCUCCUCUGUCACCAUCAACACCACUUGCUCCUCCUCCUCUUCCUCCUCUUCUUCUCUGUCCAAGAACAGUGGAGAUGUGAAGCCACGCUCUGCCUCCGAUGCAGGUGUCCGUGGCACCCCCAAGAUCGGGACCAAGAAAGAUGCCGACGUGAGAGCUGACGUGAAGACUGGCCUGGCCUCCUGUGCCCGGGCCAAGCCGUCAGUACGGCCCAAGCCGUUUCUGAACAGAGCUGAGUCGCAGAGUCAGGAGAAGAUGGACAUCAGUACCCUAAGGCGCCAGCUGAGGCCCACAGGCCAGCUCCGGGGGGGCCUCAAGGGCUCCAGGAGUGAGGACUCAGAACUACCCCCCCAGACAGCCUCCGAAGGGCCCAACGAGGGCUCCAGGAGAGGCUCAGCUGACGUCAUCUCCCUCUCGGUAACCGCUCCCCCAAGUGCCCCUAAGAAGGAGUGGGAAGGACAGGGCACCUCUUACGUGACAUGUAGUGCCUACCAGAAGGUCCAGGACUCAGAAAUUAGCUUUCCUGCUGGUGCCGAGGUGCAGGUACUAGAGAAGCUGGAAAGUGGCUGGUGGUAUGUGAGGUUUGGGGAGCUGGAGGGCUGGGCCCCUUCCCACUAUUUGAUAGCCGAGGAAAACCAGCAGCCCCAUGCCUCUGGCACGGAGCCGGACUCCGUAAAGAGCAAGCAGAACGAGGGCAAGUCAGACAGCCUGGAAAAGAUGGAGAAGCGGGUGCAAGCACUGAACACGAUGAACCAAAGCCAGAGGGUCACCCCGCCCAUCCCCUCCAAGCCCCCCGGGGGGUUCGGCAAGACCUCAGGCACCACCACGGUGAAGAUGAGGAACGGUGUGCGGCAGGUGGCGGUCAGGCCCCAGUCUGUGUUUGUGUCCCCGCCGCCCAAGGACAACAACCUAUCCUGUGCCCUGCGAAGGAACGAGUCACUCACAGCCACCGAUGGCCUCCGAGGCGUCCGCCGCAACUCCUCCUUUAGCAUUGCGCGACCCGCGGCUGCCGAGGCCAAGGGUGGCCUGGCCGAGCGGGCUGCCAGCCAAGGCUCAGAAUCGCCCCUGCUGCCCGCCCAGCGCAAGGGCAUCCCCGUGUCCCCCGUACGCCCCAAGCCCAUCGAGAAGUCUCAGUUCAUCCACAAUAACCUUAAAGACAUGUACAUCUCCAUAGCCGACUAUGAGGGGGAUGAAGAGACGGCCGGCUUCCAGGAGGGGGUGUCCAUGGAGGUGCUGGAGAGGAACCCAAACGGCUGGUGGUACUGCCAGAUCCUGGAUGAAGUGAAGCCCUUCAAGGGCUGGGUGCCCUCCAACUACCUUGAGAAGAAGAACUAACAGACGGUGUGGGUCCUUCUAGCAUCAGCGUACUACUGGGACUGCCACCAGAUGGGUGGUGGCAUUAGACAAAGGGAAGGGCAUCGGACCUUGUAGAAUGUGUGGUCUCCAGGAUGCCCACCCCACCCCCCCACAGCUGGAGGGGCGGGUAUGAUGGAGGACCACACUGAAAAGGGAAAGGAAUCAUGAGUCCUGAGCCCAGGACCCACGCCAACACCCUGGUGACUUAGCUGAUAGACUGUGUGCCACUGGGAACAGGCCGUGUGGGAAAGCCCAAUUGUGCCUUUGCUGUGUAUCUGGGGUGGGGGGAAAAAGUGUGGUCAUGGGGGCCUUCAGUGUUCUGCCCCUGGUUGGACACUCUGGUGGCUGGCUGGCUUCUUGCCUCUGGAAGUAGCCCUUGUGUUGUCCUAAUAUGUGUGAGAUUGUGCUGGGCUCCAAGGAUUCCACCACCUGCCACUGGUGGGUGUGUCGAGAGAUGGCUUUGGGGGGGGGGUCAGCGGCAGUGGCUCCCGGGAGCUCGGCCUUUCCCUGGGCCAGGCUACAGUCCAUGGCAAGUAAAGAAAAAGCAAAGACGGCUUUCUUUGCUGUCACUGUCCUGGCCUUGAGAAGGGAGCCACCUCCACCCCCCAGCCCCCACAGCUCCCAUAUCGAGCAACAGUACCUGAGUUUGUGGAAAGGGUGGGUGUGGUACCAGCCUCCUGGUGAUCUGCACAGAUUACUUGAGCAUUUCCAGGCAGGCCAUUCCUUUGCAUGCUUGGCAAAGUUAUUGGUUUAGAGUUUAUAUGUCAGGCCUUUGGUUUGGGGCUUAUUUUAGGAGUUGUUUGGGGGCCCAAAUGGCUCGGCCUCGCAUAGGAAAAAGGGGGUGGUAGUGGGUGGGUCUUUUCCGUUGUAUUCUGUGGAGGGUGUUUUGUUUGGAUUUUGGUUUCCCGUUCUUGCUCUUCCAUAAGCCAAGUUGUUUCUUUUGGUUUCCACUGUGUGGACAGUGCCAGAGUGGGCACCUUGCCAGGGGAUGGGUAAGUCCAGCCCCCCCACCCCCCGCUGCAAGAAACAGAAAGUGUUCUGGUUCCUGACCAAGGGGGAGAACAAGAUUGCUAAGAACCCAGCAUUCUAACUGGUUCUGGGCAGGCCCAAAGAAAGCCUUACUGUGGAGAAGCAGUCAAUGCCACUGCCUACCUGGGGUAGAGGGAACCCUGGCUGGGCUUCCAGGGCCAGCCUGAGUAGACACCAUGCACUGCCCCUCUUAGCUUGUUGGCAAUGCCACGGAUGUCAAAGAUGAUGUAGCCAGGAACCGGCCUGAUCUUCCCAAGGGGCCGUGUCUCCCAAGGAAGAGAGAAAGGGGCAAAUGAAGUUCCCCACAAGCCCUCGGUUAGCUUCAGAUUGUGCGAUGAUGCGAUGGUUAUUUCAGAAAGGACCCUGCAGAAAGAAAGCCAGCCGCUUCUCCACAGACUCCUUUUGUGCUGGGCAAAGAAUUAAUCCCACAUGUGCCUUUGAUUUUGGACACAUCAGGCCUCACUGAGUGGUCAGCAUUGAUGGACCAAGGGCUGCUAGUUCAGACCCAGGAGGAAGGGCUCCCCGACCCCUUCCUCCCAGGCAGGUGAGCCAGGACCCAGGUCUUUAACCCCUGCCCCAGCCUCCCUGGUCCCCAAGCCCUUGUCCCUCCCACAUGUGGGGCACCUGGCAACCGUAGCAAACCAAACCACUUGCCUCCUGUGUCCACAGUGCAUGGCAACGUCGUUCCUUUUCCUUUUCUGUGUUCAUGAGUUUGUUUAAAAUUGAAAUUAGCUAUUUUCUUCUGCUGGACAGUAUUAAAUAGAGCAGGAUGUUGUGUUAAUCUGCUAGAUUGCAGUACUAAUGGUAGUGGUUUAGUGUCUUCAUAUUAAUAUUAUUUGUACUUAUUUGAACAAUAAUGAUAAAGAAGUGGUUCAUUAUUUUUUAAAUAGUGCACUUUAAAUGAGGUGAGAUGGAAAGAAACCCAGAGCAAAGUGCAUUACUUAAAGAUGCAGUAUAUACUCUUCUCAUUUUUAAACAGCACAUAUUUAUUAAAAGAAGAAAAAAGUAAUUUAUGAUUAUUUAAAAUAAAAUUUUAAAGCAGAGUGACUUUUGGGUAAAAGGACCUUCCACACAGCUGUCUGCCUGGGGCCCGCCCCACAGCUUCUCCCUUCCCCCAUACGUCAGCCCUGAGCUAGUUUGGUCAUGAGUCCACUGCCCGGGCAGGAGGGGGGUGCAGGGCGGCUGCCAAGUGCAGAGCAUCUCAUUUGGACCGGACCACCGAGAUCCCCAGCUUGCCUCCCCCCGCCCUGCCAGGCUCUGUGCACCCACGUGCCCCCUGCCCCCACUCCAGGCACCCUCCCUCUCUGCUUCCCAGUGCUCUGAAGCCAGAGAUUCCUUAAAAGGCAGGACUGGAAGGUACCUUGGUGGUCACUUCAUCCCAUCCCUCCGUUACUUCAGCCCGAGGACAGGGAAUGACGUUCCCCAUGUCACACAGCUAGUUCAUGACAGGUUCCCCCAGUGCAUUGAUCUUGUGUCCCUCCCCGCCCACCCGGUUAUAGUUUAUUGUGUGGUCAUCUUGUUUACAUUGUGACAUCCAGCCCCAGGGAUGGCUGGGAGUUGCUCAGGCAUCUGGGAAACGUGGGAACUGCUGCCACCUGGCGACAGCACAUACCUUUGGGCAGUGCACGAGGGUCCCCAUGCCCAUCCUCAUACUGCCCCCUCACCACCAACCCUUGACCCAGCACAGCGCAAACCCGAAUAGUAAUACUUGAAGCAAGAAGGUGCAUGCCAGUCCUCCUGUCGUGGCCAGGGGAUGCCAGGCCUCCUAGCCCUUGCCCACAUCAAGAGGGCCUUUUCCUAGAGCUACUGAGCUGCUUUGUGAUGUUGGAGGGUGCUGCAGGCAGCAGCAGAGGAGGGGAGGGCCUGGGGCUCUGACCCAUCUGGAGGAAAUCCAGAUUAAACUAAAAGGAGAGAGAGAGGGGAAAAAAAAAAAUCUCAGCAAUGUCCAAACCUAGCGUUCCAUUCGUUCCAAUUGAAAAUGUGAAUGACGUAUUGCUGUAUACUGCAACUUUAAUCAUAAUGAGCCCUUCUGCGGUCAUUAUUGAGGUUUAUAUAAUGCCCGAAGAUGCAAUGUUUGGUGCUUUUUUUUUUCUUUCAGUUUAAAGAUCUUUUCUUUUAAUACGAGGGGGGCGGGCCAUGUCACCUCUCUCCCGCCUUGUUCCUCGUCCCUAGCAGGCCUGACUUUGUUGCCUGGCUCUUCUGUGUUCCUCUUCCCACAAGGCCUAGGGGGCAACCAGAGGGAGCUGCCUGGGCUGCCUUCCGCAGCAGGUGCCGAGCGCCCGCCCGGAGAGCUCUCUACCGGUGAUGGCACCUGGGAUCUGUUGGCCAUCCACCCUCAGCCUGGCCCCAAGGGUUUCUCUUGCUCUUCACCUCCAUCCUCCUUUUGGACGAAGGCAUUAUAUAGAAUCAUUGUAAUCACUUUCAGAUGUUAGAGCAGUGUGUUUUACUGGCAUUUCUAUCCAUUGCUUUCCUCAGCAAGGCAUGUUACUUUAAAAAAAAAAAAAGACAAGGGAAUUUUGGUCAAACAUUAUUUUCAUAUGACUAGUACUUGCAGGGUAGAUGUAGAACUAUUUAAGUUUAGACCUUGGUUUGGUAGUGGUUGUUUUUUGUAUGUGUGUGUGGGGGAGGGAGGACAAGAAAGUAACCCCUACUUUUCCUGUUUUUGUAUUUAACUAAUAUAUAAUUUCUUUAAGGUUACUUACUGCCCCUACUCCCUCCAAAUACUUUGCAUUCUCAAUGGAAAAUGAAAACAACCUAAGACAGGAAAAGUGCAAUAUUACCAAGAUGGUUAAGAGCUGCCUCUCUGGGCCAGUCUGCAGAAAGCAGGAGGAGCUGCCACCGUGGGGCACGUGGGUGGGCUGAGGGUUUGAUCUCUCAGUCCCCUCCCCCAUCCUUCCCCCUUCCCUGGCAAGAUGACAAGGGUGGCCACCAGAGGGCAGCCCUUUCCUCUCCUGAGUGUUAUCCACCCACAAGAAAAGGAAUUCUGGGAAGUGGCGCGGGGCUCUUGACCUCCUGGGCCAAGCCCUGAGGCAGUGAGGAAGGAGGACAGUUUAGGAACCUCUCCUUGUUUUCAUUUCCAUUGUUUUGCAGCCAGCUGCUCACAGACCUAAAAACAGUUUUCCAGCAGCCCUCUCGCCCCAGGCUCCCCACGUGUGGGCUAUGAUGCUUUGGAUGUGUGUUUGAGUCUAAAACUACGGAACCUCAGUUUAUCUUACCGGCAGGAACCCUAAAUGUAACCAAACCCAUUUGGAAGGUGUGGGUGCCUCAAGCCCUUCAUACCCAAGCAAGACCCAAUUCCUAUAGGGCCUGCAGCGGGCCUGGGGCUGAGCCCCAGCCAGCCAUUCAUCUCAGUGACUUGGGCCUGAGCCCUGAGCCCCGCCACUGCAGGCAGAGCCCCCAAGACAGGUACACGAGGGCAUCCUUCCUCCCUGUAUCAGAGGAGGGCGCAGGGUGGGCACUUAGAGCUCAGCCCCUCAGGGCAGCAGGCAGGUUUGCCCCUUCCACCUUCAGUACUGUAUGCCUGCUGCUCCAACCCACCUUCCGGUGACUCUGCACACAUGCGGAUCCCGGCCCAGAGGGCCUCGGGCCCCCUGCAUGGGUCUCUCCCCUGGAGCAGAGAAAGCCACAUUUUGAUCUUUGAGAAUCUUGUAGAGCUUUCUGCAAAGAGAACAAUCCACAUUGCUAAAGAAUUAAGAUUCCCUCACUUUUUUUGAGGGCUGUAUUGAGUGUGUGUGUGUGUAUGUGUGUGUGUGUGUGUGUGUUGGUAAUUUCCACAUCCAUGGAAAUUAUGCACGCGUGUGAGACUGUUGGUAAUUUCCCACCUGAACUAAACAACACGGGGUUAGAGAAAAUAAACACCGGGCAAGCGGUCUCCAUUGAACUAGUCUUUGGCAUUGGGCAGGUCCCAAGGGACUCGAAGCUUCUGGCAGUGUGUGUGUAAACGUGUGUGUGCGUCAUUCCCACACACACACAGUUCUGGCUGGAGAGUGCAAUGUGUCUUACUUUAUCUAGUAAUUAUUUUAUUAUUUAGUUGGAAACUUCACACUGGCAUUAACAGAUCUAGCAGAAAGCAGCCUAGGCCGUCAUUCUGGGCACCAAGUUAAAAGAUGUUGGAUGGGAAAGUACCAGUACCAGGAUGGUUAAGUUGGGUCACUCACCUGCAGACAUGUCUAUCACCUGGCAGGCUGCUCCCAAGCCCUCAUCUUACAUGUCACAAUGAAAAUUCCCUUGAGAUCAAAGAGCUGCUGGCCUUAGGUUUGUGACUGAGGGAGAGGCAGACUGGGCAAGGGAAGAACUGGUUCAUGAUAUGCCCGAAGGACCAGUGAGUACGUGUGCAGCCACGCCUCCCAUGGCCGCCACAGGCCUGCGUGCUUCGUGGUUACUGUGCCCUUAGGGCCUCUCUGAACUUUUUAGCUAAAUCUCCUGUUUGGGACAGUAUCAUGUCUCUGUGGGUACCAAGUCCUACGGUCAGAGCCAGUGAGAGGACAGGAUCAGCAGCUGCGAUAGCCUUAGCACGGAUUUUAACCUCCCUUCUGCUGUGACCUGUGCACCUAGGUCACCAGGUCACAAGGUGGGCACACUGAUGUUUGCAGACUGGGUGGAGGGCUCUACCUUCCAAAACCUAAUGUGAGUUCACCUGCAAGGAUGGCAUUAGCAGGCCACUUCCUAACUUAAAUCUUGAGUUUGAUACCUUGACAAAAAUGUACCCUAUCCCUUCGAGUAGGGUCCCCUGUGCUGAAGGUCCUGCCUUAUUCCCAGGCCCAUCCUGGCCAAUGGGCUGGGCCUUAGGAGAUGUGAGAAUUGUUUUUAUUGCAGAAAGAGGAUGGAUUGAGCAUGUUGGAGGCCAGGGAGAGGCAUGUUGGCAAGUUGAAUGUGGACGUUUGGGGCUUACAGUCCCUGUACUAGGAAGAGGCUCCCAGAAGAGGAUGCCUCUAAGGCAGAGAAGGUGUGGGAAGGCUGAAAGAAGGUUUAGAAUUGAGCUUUGUCCUCACUAAUGGUAAAAAAGAAGAAGUCCAUUCUGAGCGUUUCAGGAGGAAGAGAACUGGUUCAGGAAUUUUGUUUCACCAGCCAUACUGGGGGUUGGCCAGAGAAAACUGUCAUUCUAGGCCUCCAUGAAUUACCAUUGAUUUACUUAGCCAGCCUGUCAAACUAUGAACAGUGGCCAUGAUGGGCCAUACAGUAGGGACCCACCAUCCCCAAAUGAGAAGUUGGGGUUCAUUAAGACUCCACCAGGCCUAUCUGGAAGGAAGGCGACCUCACUGGUCCUUCUGUUGCUAACCAGUUAUUCCCAAGGCCCUCUAAUGCAACUGACAGCAGUUCCCUUUACUGAGUCUGACUCCCGCAACCCUGCGUAAGCUCUUCCAUAUGUUAGUGGCUUCUACGAAGGCCCACUGCUCUUGGAUUUACUUCAAAGGGAAGAUAGCCACUAUUCUUGAAUAUAUAACUUGUCCCCUGCAAAAGAUAACUCCUUCAAUUCAGGACACAGGAUGAGGAUUGGGUAUCCCUGCCGCUUCCUGAGAUGUCUGCAGGAAGGUGGCUUCCAAGGCAGAUGUGUGACUAUCCCUGUAGCAUAUGUGACUGCAGAGUGGGGAGUUGGUGGAUAUCACUGGGGCUCCAGCCAUGCAGGAACUUCGUUGCAGUGUCCACUGUCCCCUGGAUAGGUUCCUGCUCCAAGUCCUUCCCUCCCACCAGGAAAACAGAGGCAAGGACAUAAGGGCAGCACAGUCCGGGUGAGUGCUGAAAUGCCUCCACGAUCAUUGGUGGUGCUAAACUCUCAAUUUCUAAUAGUGGAUUCUUGUUUUAAUCUCAUCACGGGCACGCAGUGUCCCUGGGGAGGGAUCCAGUCCCCUUGACCUGCCACUUUCCAGGUGCCCUUUAUCACUUUGACGGGACUCUCAUUUGGUCUGCAGAAAUGUUCUGUCUUGGCAUGCUUCUAGACUGUAAGAUUUGAGUUGUUUUGUUUCAUAUUUUAUGUUUACAUGCAUCUUGUAUUUCUCUAAAAACUAUAAUAAAGUUUUUGACCUUUUUAA